Diceros bicornis minor is the source of this 1401-nucleotide messenger RNA. RefSeq names its product RasGEF domain family member 1C (gene RASGEF1C). The record is from RefSeq and is a predicted model, not a curated record. Gene Ontology annotation, molecular function: guanyl-nucleotide exchange factor activity. Gene Ontology annotation, biological process: positive regulation of GTPase activity; Ras protein signal transduction. Bases 1 to 1401 code for a protein of 466 amino acids. The transcript is spliced from 13 exons. NCBI's taxonomy places the organism in Eukaryota, Metazoa, Chordata, Mammalia, Perissodactyla, Rhinocerotidae. Gene Ontology annotation, cellular component: plasma membrane.
AUGCCCCGGACACUGAGCGCCUCCAACAUGGUCACCCCGGGUAGCCUUGGCCUACCCCCUGCUGGGCCCACAGAUGGCGAGCAGGCCAGGCAGCCCCUCCUGGACGGAGCUCCAUCCUCGGCCUCCCUAGACACCCUGAUCCAGCACCUGGUGCCCACGGCAGACUACUACCCUGAGAAAGCCUACAUCUUCACCUUCCUGCUGAGCUCCCGCCUCUUCAUCGAGCCCCGGGAGCUCCUGGCCCGGGUCUGCCACCUGUGCAUUGAGCAGCAGCAGCUGGACAAGCCGGUGCUGGACAAGGCUCGGGUCCGGAAGUUUGGCCCCAAACUUCUCCAACUGUUGGCCGAGUGGACGGAGACCUUCCCGCGGGACUUCCAGGAGGAGUCGACCAUCGGGCAUCUGAAGGACAUGGUGGGCCGCAUCGCCCCCUGUGACGAGGCAUACAGAAAGAGGAUGCAUCAGCUCCUUCAGGCUCUGCACCAGAAGCUGGCGGCUCUGGGCCAGGGGCCGGAAGGCCUCCUGGGCGCAGACAAGCCCAUCUCCUACAGGACCAAGCCGCCGGCCUCCAUCCAUAGGGAGCUCCUCGCCGUCUGCAGUGACCCCUACACACUGGCCCAGCAGCUGACCCACGUGGAGCUGGAACAGCUUCGACACAUCGGGCCUGAGGAGUUUGUCCAGGCUUUUGUGAACAAGGACCCUCUGGCCAGCACGAAGCCUUGUUUCAGUGACAAGACUAACAACCUGGAGGCUUACGUGAAAUGGUUCAACAGACUGUGCUACCUCGUGGCGACUGAGAUCUGCAUGGCAGCCAAGAAGAAGCAGAGGGCCCAGGUGAUCGAGUUCUUCAUCGACGUGGCCCGCGAAUGCUUCAACAUCGGCAACUUCAACUCCCUGAUGGCCAUCAUCUCCGGCAUGAACAUGAGCCCUGUCUCCAGGCUGAAGAAGACCUGGGCCAAAGUGAAGACAGCCAAGUUUUUCAUCCUUGAGCACCAGACGGACCCAACAGGGAACUUCUGCAACUACAGGACAGCCCUGCGCGGAGCAGCCCACCGCUCACUGACUGCCCACAGCAGCCGGGAGAAGAUCGUCAUUCCCUUCUUCAGCCUGCUCAUCAAGGACAUCUACUUCCUGAAUGAGGGCUGCGCCAACCGCCUCCCCAAUGGACAUGUCAACUUCGAGAAAUUUCUGGAGCUGGCCAAGCAAGUUGGAGAGUUCAUCACAUGGAAACAAGUGGAGUGUCCCUUCCAGCAAGACCCCAGCAUCACCCACUACCUGCACACCGCCCCCAUCUUCAGCGAGGAUGGUCUUUAUUUGGCUUCUUAUGAAAGUGAGAGCCCAGAGAACCAAACAGAAAAAGAGAGGUGGAAGUCUCUGAGGUCUUCUAUUUUGGGGAAGACGUGA